Molecule: messenger RNA, 1221 nt
Organism: Saccostrea echinata
Lineage: Eukaryota; Metazoa; Mollusca; Bivalvia; Ostreida; Ostreidae
Exons: 6
Coding region: 1-1221 (406 amino acids)
Source: RefSeq, a predicted model, not a curated record
AUGGUGUCCAAAAAGAGUGUAGAUGACACCAAUGAUGAAGAUUACUACAGUAUUUCAAAGCAAUCAGAAUUCAACUCUGCUGAAGAUUUUUGUGAGGUGGGUGGUCUUAACAUUGUUAGAAUUAGAUCAAAUGGAUUGACUGAAUUAGAACCUGCUAGCACAAUUAAACAUGAUAGUCAGUGCUAUGGAACAGUUCCCCCUAACACCACAGAGCUCCAUUGCUCUACUAAUAACAGUUUGGUUUUGCGGAAUCUUUACAUCGGGACUAAAAAGAAAUCUCGGUGCCUUCAAAUCGUCAGAGAUUUUAGCGUGUCAACAAAUAUGACCUACCACAACGAUUGUUGUACUUACAAUGAAAAUGAGGACUGUGUACUAAGCUCUGAGAACAUGUUUUACAAAGAAAUGAGAAGAAAAAUUGGAAUUGCUGCAUCAGGAAAGCAGAAUGCAGUUGUCAAUGUAAAGCAAUUUCCGAUGUCUGGGUGUCCAGAAGGGUAUCUGAAGAUCAGUACCUACAAUUCUGUAGAGUACUAUUGCAUACCAGAUUCCAGAAUAUUUAUAUGUCAUCAAAGUUUCGCUAGAAAUAACACGAAUGGAGAAACGAUGUAUCUACAAUCACCACUUUAUCCCAAUACAACAACGGCCAAAAAAGCAUACACUUGUCUCAUACGAACAAACUGUGGACAAACAAUUACAGUGUAUGGAGUUGAUUACGUCUUUUCUUCUCAUACGCUGCAGUUCACAGAUACAGUAUCGGGAAAGACUUUGACACUAAGUAAUGGCUCAAAUGAUUACAAUAUCAAUCCACUCUUCAAAAGCGAUUUUCAUAAAAUUGUUAUCAACUUUCACAGAAGUGGUGGAAAUGGUUUUGGGCGUUUCCGAAUAGCUUUUAAAGCUUCUGGACAAAAUGUAAUACGCCUAGUUUGUCCGUUUCGUGGGACACCAGAGGAUUGCAACAUUACCAACACUUCUCCUACUACAUUCCAAAGUGAACCUACCACAUUCCAGACAGAAUCAAGUCAAGCAAUGCAUCCUACAUAUGAACGGGCAACAUCGGUAACUACAAGCAUAUAUACUUCCAAUGUUACAAAUAGCAUAAAGUCUACUCAGACUACCACAGCCACUGCUAACGAUUCAAAUCAACCAAUUGCAGGUACAAUAACGUUCACGUGCAUUAUUGGGAUUGGAAUUUUCCUUGUGAGAUCAUUCUUCGUCCUAACUUAA